UCCCGUUUUGCUUCUGGAAGAGAAGAGAAUCCUCCCCUGCGUAAGGACUAUGCUUCCCCAUCGCGCCCCGCCUGCUUAAGCAGCACUACCGUUAUAUUCCUCCUCCUCCUGUCGGGCUGGGGCGCAGGGCUUCUCCAGCGCCACUCUUCUCCCCUGAAGUAGAGGAUUUCCCCCCUUUCUCUCUCUUCUCCUGCACUUAUCAGUCUCCUGGAGGACCAGGCUGCGUGAACAAGUUUAUAAAUGGUGGAGGCCGUUGUGGAGUUUGACUACCAGGCCCAGCACGAUGACGAGUUGACCAUCGCCGUCGGCGAAAUCAUCAGCAACAUCAGGAAGGAUGAGGGGGGCUGGUGGGAGGGCGAGGUGGACGGCCGGAGGGGCCUGUUUCCAGACAACUUUGUCAGGGAGAUUAAGAAGGAGGUGAAGAAGGAGCCGAGUCUGGCCUCCCAAACGGCUGGACCCAAAUCCGACCUGUCCAAUGGCAGUGCCAGCCCUGGAUCAGAAUCCUGCCUCAGACCGGCCAAAAAAGGCGAGGCCAUCCGGAAGAGGCGCUGCAAAGCUGCCUUUAGCUACAUCCCACAGAAUGAAGACGAGCUCGAGCUCAAGAUUGGAGACGUCAUUGAGGUUCUGGGAGAGGUGGAGGAAGGCUGGUGGGAAGGCAGCCUCAAUGGCAAGACGGGAAUGUUCCCCUCCAACUUCACUAAGGAGAUUCUGGCCGAUGAAGAGGAUCUGGCAACCCCGCCGGAGGAUACCCGCAGCACAAAAACGAGUGUUAAGGACAGCACAGGCUCAGAGAGUGAUGGGGGAGACAGCAGCAGCGCCCGUUCGGAUGCAGGUAGUGUGGCCUCCAGCUCAGAGAUCCAGCCGAAGAAAGUGCGCGGCUUUGGCUUCGGAGACAUUUUCAAAGACCAGCCAAUCAAGCUUCGCCCACGAUCGAUGGAACUGGACAACGAGCUGGACAAGCAACCGACAGCUAAAAAACCAGCCCCAGCUGUUGCCCCGGAAACCAUGAAGACGGAGCCUGAGAACAAGGCCAAAGCAAAAGAGUUGUGCAAAGUGCUGUUCCCAUACGAUGCCCAAAAUGAGGAUGAGCUGUCAAUCAAGGAGGGAGAUAUUAUCACCAUUAUUAAUAAGGACUGUGCUGAUGCCGGUUGGUGGCUAGGUGAGCUGAACGGUAAAAAGGGUGUGUUUCCUGACAACUUUGUGAAGCUGUUCAUUCCUGAGACAGAAAAAGAGAGGCCUAAGAAACCACCUCCCCCAGCAGCACCGACAACUAAACACAUCACAGACAAAAAGCCGGAGGUUAAAAAGGUUCCCCCCGAGCGGCCGGAGACCCUUCCACAGCGAGCAGAGGAGAAAGGUGAAGAGAUAAAGUCAUCAGAGAUCCAGAAGCCAGCCUUUCCUCCCAAGAAGCCUUUGCCCCCAAAGAACAACAACUCAAUGAAUCGUCCUUCCUCACUGCCCCCCAAACGACCUGAACGGCCCGAGAGACCAGCUGUGCCCAGCAUCCAGUGUGAUAGUCCUGGUGUUACUCCAGAUCGGCCCUUUACAGACAAACCCAAUGAUGUAGAUGUGGACGACUUCGACUGCGUCAUCUCAUCCACAGAGAAGCUGUACCACCCCACAGCAUCCAGACCCCGCGUGAUGGACCGCCGGCCACGCUCACAGAUCUUCACGUCUUCCUCUCUCUCCAGUCCUGACCUCCUGGACUCCCCCUCUCCAGAGGAGGAGCGGAGAGAGAGGGAGAAGGGAAAGGAGGAGCAGGACUCGUUCACUCCCAAAUCUCUUGACAACUCCAGGAAGAUGCCCAAGGCAGUGCCUGUCAUAACAGUCCCUGAGAAGAGCUCUCUUCCUCCCAAGCCUUCGACCCUCUCCUCAUCUUCCGGCUCCACUGGGGCCCACCUCCAACCGGCCCAGACCAGCAGCGCUGCCCUGAGGCCCCACUCCCCCUCCGUGGAGGCCAAGGGGAAGGGCGAGCAGGGCCCCACGCUGGACGAGUUAAGAAACCAGCUCAGAGAGCUGCGGGCCACCGUGGAGCUGAUGAAGAGCCAGCACAAACAAGAGAUGAAGCAGCUGGUGAGCGAGCUGGAUGAGGAGAAAAGGAUUCGCUUAUCCCUGCAGAUGGAGGUAGAACACAUAAAGAAACUCCUGUCCAAAUGAACCCACUUUGCGCUGGAUGUACAACACCAACAUUUGGCUGAGGCUCGAAGCCGAACCCCAGCUGCGCAAAUCUGUGCCAAAAGAAUACAAAUGGAACAACAUAACCCAAGAACAACAGCAUAGAGAAAACAAACAACUGCUUCCCCCACUUCAGGCUUUACUCUUUUUGUUGGUCUGUUAUUUUUAUUUUAUUUUAUUAAAGCUUUUUUUUUUUGUAAUGCAUGGACUGAGCGCACAGACACAGUGCCUGGGCAAGGCCUCGCUGUGGGUCAUGUGACCCAGGACUUCUGGGCCACGAUGAUGGGCUGGUCCGCAGGACUAUUUUACAUCGGGGAGUAAACAAAUCGCCCUGACCGUUUUGGUGGUACUGCUUUCCAUAGCACUCAGUGCAUAAGCGACGUUGAAGGAGAAACUGGCGUUUGACUUCAGUACGGCUCACCUUAAGUUCUUUUCUUCGCCUCACCUUUGUGGCCUUUUGUUUUCAUUUUCAUUAUUCUUGUGGGCGUGUCUAACUGCAGUUAGCGCAGCAAUCCCACACUGAGGCCUUCUUUAUUUGGAAUAUUCUAAACUCAUAUCUUUUUUUUUCUGUCUUUUCAUCAGUGACGACAAUGAGAAAACACACGUUUUGUUUUCUUGAUGCUGUUACUUCUUUUGAGAAAGUCUUCUAUACAUACUUUUAUAUUUUAAUGUACUAAAAUGCAUUUAUGUGUGCAAAUUUUAUUAAAAAAAGAAUAUACCAAAAUGA
Colossoma macropomum (tambaqui) is the source of this 2902-nucleotide messenger RNA. It is a transcript of the gene sh3kbp1, whose product is annotated as SH3-domain kinase binding protein 1. The record is from RefSeq and is a predicted model, not a curated record. NCBI's taxonomy places the organism in Eukaryota, Metazoa, Chordata, Actinopteri, Characiformes, Serrasalmidae. Bases 241 to 2157 code for a protein of 638 amino acids. Gene Ontology annotation, molecular function: protein binding. The transcript has 18 exons.